This is a messenger RNA of Trypanosoma conorhini, 1734 nucleotides long. RefSeq lists its product as uncharacterized. Bases 1 to 1734 code for a protein of 577 amino acids. The record is from RefSeq and is a predicted model, not a curated record. Lineage: Eukaryota; Euglenozoa; Kinetoplastea; Trypanosomatida; Trypanosomatidae. The transcript has a single exon.
AUGGACGCGCUGUCAGAGGGAUUUUGUGCGUGCGCGCUGGCGGGCGGCCUCCCGCGCGGGGCAGGAGGGAGCUGGGUCUCGCGCUGGCCCUCGCCGAGGGUCCAGGUGGUGGACAUUCAGCGGUAUCCAAAGCUUGUGACAGAUCCGUUUGAGGUGCCGCGCUUCUACGUUGCCGCGUCUGACUCAGCCUCACUCAUUUGGCUCGUUAUCCCUCCUGGAAGCGAGAUGGAGGAGCUGAUUGACACCUUUCAAAUUGAGGUGGGUUGCUGUAUCAUGCUGAGCGAGUAUAGCGUCGUGACGGCAAGGAAUGGACUGAACGUGGUUGUGCCUCUUUCGAUCAGUUAUUCAGCGACGGAGCUGUCGCUGCUAGGGAACCCGGUCUUUGACGCCGCACUUUUUAACCUGUCAACCGAGUCGCUUACUAAGCGACGGGGCGCCGUCAAACCCUGCCGCUCCCGCGCCGCUGAGGAGUAUCCGAGGCUGAGCCUUAUCGACCUUGUGGAGGCCAGAGGACAUGGAUUGGGCGACUACGCCUUACCUCUGCGCAUGGUGUGGAAAGGAAGGCAACGGCAGCUUCCGGCAAGCGGUUCAGCAACGCGGUUUAUAUUUGACUGCAUAGGUGUGGACAACAACGGUGAUGCGAUUUAUAUUUCUUGCGCAGGACCUUCUGCCCUGCACGACAUGUUUUCAGUGGGAGACUGCGUCUGCGCGACGAAUGGGUGCCUGACAAACCGCGGUGGAGCCGAAGAUGCGCUGCGGCUGCAGCUCAGCGAGCGCUCCUUUGGUGUGUUGUGUGCGGCGGAGGCGGGGGACGCCAUUCCAACCCACCCCUCGCGGAUGUUUGGUGCGAUGUCGGUGACGCAGGUUACCCAACGCAGCGGCAUUGGGGAUGUCGCGACGGUGGAGGGGGUGGUGGCGGCGGUGUCGCCCACGACGCUGGUAAAUACCAAACGGGGGCAGGUGGAGCGCACGGCGAUCUCGCUACAGGACGCCACCGCACCCCCCACCUCCUCUUGCCUCAUCGAAGUGACUCUCUGGGACGAGUUUUCGCGGAGCGUCACGCCAGCUGUUGGGGAGCGGUGGUGUCUGUGUGGGUUUCUCGUCGGUGAGUUUAUGCGACGGCUCACGCUUUCCAGCAGGUACGGAAGCGCGGCCAUUAGGAUGGCGCCGACGUCGCAGGCGCCUGUGUUGCCUGUGGACCGCACAGAGACAACGAAGCCUGUGAACCGGGACGAGAGCGAUGCACUGCAGGUGGUGCUUGGCCUAGAGGAAGCCUCCGAGUCGCUGCCGGUGUUGGCAAAAAUACAGCGCGUACGAACUCCUCUUACGUACGUGGCUUGUCGGGGUUGCGGCAGGCAGAUGCGCGGAAACGCCUCUUCGUGCGCCGCGUGUGGUGGCUGCACUAUGGAGGAGCGCUUUUUUGUGCGGCUGGAGUUGUCGGACGGCCUUUGUGCGGUGUCUGCGGUUGGCUUUGCGCAGGUUGGGGAGACGUUGUUUGGCGUUGACCUGCCAACCCUGAUGAGGCGGCGGCGGGCGUCGCCCGUCUACGAGGACGCGAUUGCCCGGGAGGUCGUGGGUCUCCCGCUGCUGUUUUGGCUGCUGCGCUCGUCGGAUGACAGCCUGCUGCAUGUUGUGCGGUGCCAACACAUUGACAUGGCGCGCUGUGCGGCGACGCUGUUGGGCGCUGUAACGCAGAUGAUGGCGCCGAGUCCUGCCGCGCCACGAACCGAGUAG